AUGCCUUCAGUCGAGGUGGGCGGCGCCGGCGGGUGGAGGCCGAAGCACCUCCAUCAGCAGUACCAGCCGAAGCACCACCAAUACCACCACCACUACACCCAGCAGCAGCAGCAGCAGCCUCCGCCCCAUCCCCACCCGCCGCCGCAGCCGCUGGAGAUCCGGGAGGUAUGGGCGGACAACGUGGAGCGCGAAUUCAAGCUAAUCCGCGCGGCCAUCGAGCGGUUCCCCUACGUGUCCAUGGACACGGAGUUCCCGGGCGUGAUCCACCACCCACCCCCUUCCGUCCACCACUCCACGCUCACCCCGUCCCAGCGCUACACCCUCCUCAAGUCCAACGUCGACGCGCUGCACCUGAUCCAGGUCGGGCUGGCCUUCGCGGCGUCCCCGUCGUCCCCGCCGGCGCUCGCGUUCCAGAUCAACCUCCGCGAGUUCGACCCGCGCGUGCACCGCCACGCGCCGGACUCCGUCCGCCUGCUCGCCGCCAGCGGCGUCGACCUCGCCGCGCACCGCGCCAGGGGGGUGUCCGCGCGCGCCUUCGCCGCGCUGCUCAUGUCGUCGGGGCUCGUCUGCAACCCCGGCGUGGCGUGGGUCACCUUCUGCUCCGCCUACGACUUCGCGUACCUCGUCAAGGUGCUCAUGGGACGGAAGCUGCCGCGCGCGCUCCCGGAGUUCCUGCGGUACGUCCGGGUGUACUUCGGCGCCGCCGUGUACGACGUCAAGCACAUGGCCAGGGUCGCCUGUGACUCCUACGGCGAGGUCGCGCUGCUCGGCGGGCUCGAGCGCGUCGCCGGUGCCCUCCGGGUGCGCCGCGCCGCCGGACGGGGACACCAGGCCGCGUCCGACAGCGUGCUCACGUGGGACACCUUCCGGGAGAUGGCUAGGCUCUACUUCCCCAAGGAAGGCAGCCUGGACGUGUGCGCCGGCGUGCUCUACGGCCUCGAGCUCCCCGACGGCGGCGACGCCACUACCAAGCCGGCUAAAUAG
Molecule: messenger RNA, 984 nt
Organism: Miscanthus lutarioriparius
Lineage: Eukaryota; Viridiplantae; Streptophyta; Magnoliopsida; Poales; Poaceae
Source: the annotation of a GenBank genome assembly